AUGAUUACUGUCGGCGUGACACUUCUUGCUGUCAGUAGUUGCCAUCCGCGAAUUCGCAAACAAAUCAUGUCUCGAGUCCCCUUCGCAGAUCCGCCCUGGCUUAGAGGCCUACCCUCACCCUACUUCAACAAUUCACACAAGAGGUUCCAAGUCGCGUGUCGCAAGUUCAUCGACGAAAAAUUGAAUAAAGAUGCGCUUGAAUGGGAAACAUCUGAGGAAGUGCCACCCAACGUAUUCAAGACUUUCGCCGAUGGCAACUUCCUUCUUCCGGCCCUGCCGGCGCCUUUGCCCGUGGAGUGGCUGCGAAAGCUGGGUAUUACCCACAUGCCUGGGCAAGUUCCAAUCGAGGAAUGGGAUUACUUACAUACAAUGAUCUACUCUGAUGAGAUGAGUCGAUCCGGCCUGGCUGGUCCCGGAGGGUCUAUUACUACUGGCGUUGCUUUUGGGAUUCCGCCUUUGCUGCACUAUGGCGAUAGCAAGUUGCAAGAAAGGUUCCUUCCGGAUCUUCUGCUUGGACGUAAGAGAACUUGUAUUGCGAUUACUGAGCCAGACGCCGGAUCAGACGUCGCAAACAUCACCACUGCCGCUGAGCUGCAAGGUAACGAAUACAUCGUGAACGGAACCAAGAAAUGGAUUACCAACGGUGUUAUGGCGGACUAUGCAACUUUGGCCGUCCGAACCGGCGGCGAAGGCUCAGGAGCCAAGGGAAUUUCACUCUUAGUGGUGCCCCUGGAUCAUCCCGGGGUCUCCAGAAGACGUCUCAAGGUCUCUGGGCAGAUCAUCGCGGGUACCUCGUUCAUCGAGCUGUCCGACGUCCGUGUGCCGCGAGAGAACCUUAUCGGCCGCGAGAACGAAGGCAUGAAGUACAUCAUGCACAACUUCAACCAUGAACGCAUGUUCAUCUCGGUGGGCGUGACAAGGCAGGCCAGAGUGGCGCUGAGCUCGGCGUUUGCGUAUGUUCUUCAACGUGAAGCAUUCGGGAAGGUGAGUGACCACGGAACGUUUCGCUCGAGCAUCUUCAAGGAGCGUACUGACAGGCCAUCCGGAAAGCCACUCAUUGACCAGCCAGUCGUGCGCCAUCGCCUGGCGAAAUGCGGAGCAUUGCUCGAGUCGCAGUCUGCUUGGGUCGAAUCAUUUGCCUAUCAGCUGUCAAAGAUGCCCAAGAAGACUGCAGACGAGGAACUUGGCGGCCUGACCUCCUUGUGCAAAGCCAAUGCUGGAAUCGUACUGGAUGAAUGUGCGAGAUGCGCUGUCCUGCUGUUUGGAGGCAACGGGUACACGCGCACUGGAAAAGGAGAGAUUGCAGAAAAGAUCUACCGUGAAGUCCCGGGCGCGCGGAUUCCUGGUGGAAGCGAGGAUGUGUUGCUUGACCUGGCUAUUCGCCAGUUGACCAAGAGGUUCCUUGCGGAGACCGAAAAGGAGAAGAUGAGAUCCAAGCUGUAA
This is a messenger RNA of Colletotrichum gloeosporioides, 1443 nucleotides long. RefSeq names its product Acyl-CoA dehydrogenase apdG. Bases 1 to 1443 code for a protein of 480 amino acids. Gene Ontology annotation, molecular function: flavin adenine dinucleotide binding; oxidoreductase activity, acting on the CH-CH group of donors. The record is from RefSeq and is a predicted model, not a curated record. The transcript has 5 exons. NCBI's taxonomy places the organism in Eukaryota, Fungi, Ascomycota, Sordariomycetes, Glomerellales, Glomerellaceae.